CAUCACAUGCACCACCAGAUGCAACUUGAAAAUACGCCGCUUCCGAGUCCCAGCCGUGUCUGAUCUGAGGAUGUGUAGGCUCAAUGUGUUCCACUUAGGCUCACCGUGGCCCGUCAAACCUACUUGUCCAGAUCCGAGCGGGCCCCGGCCAGAUGGGCACAGUCCUCCGGUGCUAUGUGUGCUCACUGAAGAUAAGUAACUUGCUUCCGCCGCACCUCGCGACAAUGGCGGCCAUAACCUACCUGACGCCCCUCCGAGAUCAGGCUUCACAGUGACCAUACAUACGUAUGCACUCUCCCUUCUCGUAAUACGCAAUGUUCGCCGUCCACGCUCUCGGAGAACGGGUCGGUUUGGGCGUAUUAUCCGCCAUAUGGGCUGUCCUGGUCAUGAUUUCAUAUGCGAUGAAGGCCAAGAUCUCCUGGAAGGAUACAACUACCAACAUCUUGCACACAGUGUCGACUUGUCUAUACUCCCGACGCCCAUUCACCGAAUACAGUGUCCUCACCACACCUCAAUUUCCUCUCGCUCACGAAUGCCUCCAUCAUGCCAUUCUCACUCAUGCUCGACGCCACCCGGAAUGCAGCGCUGUUGUCGACUACGCUGGGCAGGAAAUGUCCUAUGGCGAGCUCGAUCUACUCUCGUGUACACUAGCGACGACUCUGCAAGCACAAGGCAUAGGCAAGGGGAGCCUCGUCUGCCUUCUAGUCGAACGUUCUAUCGUACAAGUUGUGGCGAUCGUAGCUGUUCUUCGGGCGGGCGCCGCCUACGUUCCUCUAGACGGCGCCACAAUCACUGACCACGCACUCGACGCAGUGGUGGCUGACGCACAGCCAUCCCAUAUACUCUUCUCCGAAUGCUUCAAAGAGCGCAUCUCCCGGCUGCCACAUGCGACUUGCUUGGAAACAGCUGUGACCGAGUGUCGCCAGACAAGUCCAACGCCAGGGGCAGCUCCUCGGGACGAUGCCCAGUCAAGUGACCUCGCCUAUGUUAUAUACACAUCUGGAACGACUGGGGUGCCGAAGGGUGUUAUGGUGACUCACAGGAACGUCGUCAAUUUGCUGUGCUCGCACCCCGGCAAUCUAGGCAUAUCAGCUGGAACGCGCGUCGGGCAGCUUUUAAAUGUUGCGUUCGACAUGUGUGCCUGGGAGGUGCUCGGAUGUCUUGUCAACGGCGGAACAUUGUACUUGCGUGGCCCUCACCGUCCAGACUGGAUCAAAGUCAUGCGUAGCGUCGAAGUUCUGAUCAGCACACCUUCAAUUCUCAGCGAGCACAGGGCAGAGGACUAUCCGAACAUUCGAGUCGUGGCAACCGCAGGGGAACCGAGUACCCAACAGUUGGCCGACGAGUGGUCGAAGACGGCGGUCUACUACAACUGCUGCGGCCCCACCGAGGUCACGAUUGUGAAUACUAUGCACCGCCACGUGCAUGGCGCACCGCUGACAAUAGGACGGCCGACGCCCAACAACGCGGUGUACGUUCUGGACGAACAACUACAGCCCGUGCGGCGCGGUGACACGGGAAUCAUGUGGGCGGGUGGGCUUGGAGUGUGCCGAGGAUACCUCAAUCGACCCGCACUGAACGCAGCAAAAUUUAGGUCCGAUCCGUUCCGUAAAGAAAGCGCAAGUAUGUACAACACAGGAGAUCUUGGCCGACUGCAAGAAGACGGGAGUUUGGAGCAUCUCGGACGUGUAGAUGAUCAAGUGAAGGUCAAGGGAUUCCGGGUGGAGUUGGACGGUGUUUCGGCAGCGAUGCGCUCGUGUCCAGGCGUAUUGUCGGCGUGUGCAUUGCUCAUCCGACAAGAGAUCUACGGGUUCUACACACCUGAGACAAUCCUCAAAGAGGAUGUCCGAGAGGCGACUGCUAGCAUCCAACCAUGCUACGCCAUUCCGCAGCAUUUUUUUCCGCUCGCAAGCAUGCCGUUGACCAGGUGAGUCUGAGUCCCUUGCCAUACCGCGAUGGGGGCACGCUCACCUGUGUCCUUCAGUAACGGCAAAGUUGACAAGCGCAUGCUCAAUUGUAUGGUCACGCAAAGCAGAUAGUUUGUGCGUAUGCAUGUACCGUCCGGCGAGCUGGAAUGGUCCCAUAUUCUAUUUGACCAAUGUACUACUUGCCCCCCUGCCAGUGGAACGUGUUGAAAUGUAUCGUUGAUCGACU
Molecule: messenger RNA, 2154 nt
Organism: Fomitopsis serialis
Lineage: Eukaryota; Fungi; Basidiomycota; Agaricomycetes; Polyporales; Fomitopsidaceae
Product: AMP-binding protein
Exons: 6
Coding region: 315-1931 (538 amino acids)
Biological process (GO): amino acid activation for nonribosomal peptide biosynthetic process; secondary metabolite biosynthetic process
Cellular component (GO): cytoplasm
Molecular function (GO): phosphopantetheine binding
Source: RefSeq, a predicted model, not a curated record